AUGCGACAGAGUCAGCGUUUGUUACAUGCACGGGUCCUGAAUCGCCGGCUUGGGCUCAAAAUUGUGCUUGAAAUUUGUGGCACAAAAAGGCGGCGCACUCUGUUUCCACGAUCGGGUCGACCGAUUGACAGGAGCUCAAGCACAGACCACCGCGCUGUGCAGCGACAGCAUCCGAGCAUCAGUUUAGGCGACCGGCAACGCACACUCCAGAGUUCCUCCAUCAUCGUGACCUCGACACCACUCCCAUUGGAAUCAUUCGCGCACAUUAUGUCGAUUCCAAAACCACCCCGGCUCAACGAGGCCCUGUCGCUCCUCAUCCAGUCACCACCCGGUCAAACCUCCCAGGUCUACCACGACCUCCGCGGCAUCCUCUUCGACUCGGACUCCAACGCUACCGACAACAUCAACGACUCGACCCUCCAAUUCGCUGCCGCCAUCGCACUCGAGGAGUACAAUACCCAGCAACUCGUCACCGCCACCUUGCCGGACGACAAGCAACCCGUGGUUAUCUGCCAAGCUGGUCAGGUCGUCGAUCACUUUCUCGGUAGCGGAACAGCUGGGGUCAAGAGGUAUCUGCAUCCGAAGCUGAAAAAGACGUUCUUGUUCGAUCACGUCAAGCGGACAGUAAGCGAUGUUCGCGAUGCUGGUGCGGGAGGCGAUGGUGAAGCAGAGCAGUUGAGGUCGGCGUUGGAACAGGCGCUGGACGUGUAUGUCAAGGAUAGAUAUCCGGAUGGUGUGAGCAGCGUGUUCGCUGUUUCGAGCGUACCGGUGAAGGAUGAGGCAGAGCUGAAGGAGCAAGUUGAAAACGCGGCGGUGGAAGAUGCAAAGUCUCCCGCUGAGAACACUGCUGCUGUUGACGAGACCAAGGACGACAACGUCGACACGGAGGGAGCAACGAAGAAAGCCGACGACGAUGAUGAGGAUAUCAAAGACGAUCCAGUAGAAGCUGUGAAAGCCGCCGAGCAAGUCUCCUCCUCCUCCACUACCCCUCCCUCCACCACCCCUACCGCUCCCGUCAAGACCACCUUCACCAUGCACCACGUGGGCAACCGCUACAACCUCUCCAACUUCUGGUCCGGUCGCUGGCGUGCCUCCUACACCCUCGAUCCGCACUCCACCCCACCCACCCUCACCUCUUCGAUCUCCGUCCAGGUGCACUACUUUGAAAACGGAAACGUCCAGCUCAACGCCUCCAAGCCGCGGACGUUCGAGCUCUCGGCCAGCAGCAGCAGCAGCGGCAAAAAGUUGGCCGACGAGGUGGUGGCCGUCGUAAAUGCACACGAGGACGCUUGGCAGAAGGCGCUGGAGCAGAGCUACGACGAGCUGGCGGAGAGGGCGUUCAAGGCGUUGAGGAGGCAGCUGCCGUUGACGCGGCAGAAGGUGGAUUGGGACAAGGUGCUCAACUACAAGUUGGGGGAUGAGUUGGCCAGAGGGUGA
This is a messenger RNA of Pseudozyma hubeiensis SY62, 1437 nucleotides long. RefSeq lists its product as hypothetical. NCBI's taxonomy places the organism in Eukaryota, Fungi, Basidiomycota, Ustilaginomycetes, Ustilaginales, Ustilaginaceae. The coding region runs from base 1 to 1437 and encodes 478 amino acids. The transcript has a single exon. Gene Ontology annotation, cellular component: actin cortical patch; F-actin capping protein complex. The record is from RefSeq and is a predicted model, not a curated record. Gene Ontology annotation, biological process: barbed-end actin filament capping; actin cytoskeleton organization. Gene Ontology annotation, molecular function: actin filament binding.